Molecule: messenger RNA, 612 nt
Organism: Mesorhabditis spiculigera
Lineage: Eukaryota; Metazoa; Nematoda; Chromadorea; Rhabditida; Rhabditidae
Source: the annotation of a GenBank genome assembly
AUGGAAUCGAGGAUCAUUUUCUGCCUCUUGAUUGUUUUUGUACCUACGGUAAAUGGAAAGGCUGUUGAACUCUCAAACAAGCCGACAAUCGACCCACGAGUACCCUGCAAUGUCAUAUUUUGGUUGGAUGCAUCAAGGGAGGCUUGGGCCCACUUCGGCACUCAGACGACCCUACUCAAAAAUUUUGCCGCCUUGGCUUUCAUAAAAUACUCGAGCUCAAACUUUCUGCUUCGAUUCGGGUUGUCGGUUUUGGGACAGGACGAAUCGCCUGAUAUGGGAACUUUUUGCAACACCUAUGAUCAAUUUGCGACCUAUUUGAAUGGUUUCGAACAUGACGCGGCGCUUGAGUAUGCGACAGGCGAUACUAUCAAAAACACAAUCGAUACAGCUAACCGGGUCACGUUUCUGAAGAAUUCAAUGCUGUUUUUCUUCACUAAUAGCAAUCAAACUGAAGUCGAUGCUGCCGCGAACAACCAGAAGCGUGAUCUCACCUAUGCGUAUGCUAUUUCAGGUGCCAACAUCACUCGAGUAGCAAACCCUUUGGCAUCGGACAACUUUCCGGGAGCGCUGGAAGGCGUCAUCGAGCAGUUUUGUCAAAAUAUUAGUGCUAUU